UUUGAUUUAGGGUUUCAAACGGCGCCUCUUUUUGUACUUUCUUUAUUUAAUUUAUUUUUUCAUUCCUAUUUAUAAAAAUUGAUUUAUUUAAUAGAAAAUUUCGGAGGUAUUCGUUGCAAAUUUGGAGAGAAAUCUUUUGAUUCAUCGUAUUUUUUGAAUUCGAUUUUAUUUCUCUGGAUUGGUGAUAUAUUCCGAUUUUAAUCGAUUUAGGAUUUGAAAUUUGAUUUUGGGGAUUUGGAUAAUUUUAUUUUGAUUUGUGGAAACAAUCCUGUUCUUAUUUAAAUUGAUUGAUUUUUUAUUUUUAUUCUUUGUAUUUGGAAUUCGAUUUCGAUCAGAAGACAAUCGCGGAUGGGUUUUUCCGAUCCUACGCCUCCGCCGACCAUUGCGUCGCCGCCCAUGUUCGGCGAGGGCGGCGGAUAUUGGGCGGCGUUUAGCAGCGAACAGCAGCAGAGCUAUCAAAAUCAACAAUCGAAUUCAAUUUCCCAAUUCGAUCAGUUCUAUACCUACCAUAAUCAAAACCCUAAUCCCCCUUUCAAGCGAUUAAAGCCUUCUGAAAAACCCCCAAAUUAUUCACAACCGAAUCGACCAUCGAAUCCGCUAACCAUUCCUGGAAACAGAGGAACGAGCCACAUCUUCUACAAAACCAGGAUUUGCGCCAAGUUCAUCGAAGGAACUUGCCGGAAUGGCGAGCACUGCACGUUCGCGCACGGUCCCGAUGAUCUUCGCGAACCGCCAUCGAAUUGGCAGGAUUUGGUGAGGGAAAUGGAGAAGGAUAAGGGCGCCGCCGUCGGUGGUGGUGUCGCCGGCGGCGGUGGCUCCGGCGUCGGCGGGGUGUGGGGGGAGGAGAGGGGUUUGAUGCAUAGGAUGAAGAUAUGUAAAAAGUAUUUCAAUGGAGAAGAGUGUCCCUACGGUGAUAAGUGUAACUUUUUGCACGAGCGCGGCCCUCAGCCGCCGGCGAAGAAGGUCAGGGUGGAUCCGCCGGGGCCGGGGUACGGCGAGAGGGAAUCCUCGGCUAUAAGUAUUGGAUUAAUGGCGGAUCGUGGCGAUCCGGUUGGUGCUUGGAAGACGAGGAUGUGUAGCAAGUGGGAGAUGGGGCAAUGCCGGUAUGGAGACCGGUGUCAUUACGCGCACGGAUCGUCAGAUCUGAUUCUAUGCGAUGGGCCGGAAAUGGGUGUGAUCGGCGGCGGCGGUGCGAUUUCGAGAAAGGCGGUGGGUUCUGUACACGGUGGAGCUCCGCCGGCGAACAUGGCCGUUGGCGACGGAGAUGGUGGAGGGGGAGAGGAGAAGAGGUCGAAAUGGAAGUUGAAUAAGAAGAUUAACCGGAUCUACGCCGACUGGUUGGAUGACGUGUCGCCGCCGCGCGGCCUCCCCGGCACUGCAUAGAUUUGAUCCGGAGAAUUUUUUGUGUUUGGCGUGUAAUAAUUAGGGUAAUUUUUUAUUUUUGAUUCGAAAUUUUGAUAUUUGUAUUUGAAAUUUAUUUGAUAUUUUACAAUAAGGAUAAUAAAGAUUAUUUGAUAUGAAAGAAAAUA
Andrographis paniculata is the source of this 1529-nucleotide messenger RNA. RefSeq names its product zinc finger CCCH domain-containing protein 39-like. Lineage: Eukaryota; Viridiplantae; Streptophyta; Magnoliopsida; Lamiales; Acanthaceae. The transcript has 2 exons. Gene Ontology annotation, molecular function: metal ion binding; mRNA binding. Bases 349 to 1383 code for a protein of 344 amino acids. The record is from RefSeq and is a predicted model, not a curated record.